UCAGGCGAUAAAAGAAGGUCUAUCCUAUUUUGAUCACGUCUCUAUCUCACAAGUCUUAACUGUUAAUCUUCUUCUUCUUUGCUGUUUUGCUUCUUUGAGAAAAUCUCCUCCUUUCUUGGGCCUCUCUCUCUAUCUGUAUCUUAUCCAGAUAUAUCAUCCCAUUGCGUGAUAAAUUCCUCACACCCUUUUUCAUCUUGUGCCCAAUUCUCAUCCGGUUCAGAUUCUUCAUAUUUUGAUUCAAAGUUUUUUUUUUCUUCCUGGGUUUUGUUUUGCCUCUGUAAAAUUAAAACUUCUAGCUGUUCAUAGUUCAAGAUGAGACCAGUCCUUAGAUCAUCGUCUUCUCUAAGUAGAAUUAGAUGGGCUCUGAGGAAUCAAGAACGCAACUCAUCAACUUUCUCCUCAAAAAGCCGCAAACUAUUGGUCGGUGUCCAUCAAAACGAAGCUCUGGUGAACGCAAACACUUGUAACUCAACUCUGUUUUCGAGGUUAAGCUUCUCCAGAGGCUUAUCAGCAGAGGCAGUAGAAGCAGCUGAUGCUGCUAUUAAGCUAACUGUCUCAUCCUCAGCAGAUGUGAAUAGAACAGGACCGCUUGUUGAGUAUGAGAGACGAAUCAGUGAUGGCGAGCUCAUGACUGGUGAUAUCUGCCAACUAGGUGCGUUGAAAGAGCUUCAGAGACUACAUGAUCAGCUUGUGGAAUCAGUAGAUACAUGUCGUCUAGAUCGUUACAACACUUCUGAUAAAUCAUCAAGAAGCCGUUGGUUCUGGUCUAGGAUCAUGCCACAGUCUACUGUCUCGCCCGUCAAAGGACUGUACCUCUAUGGAGGUGUAGGCACAGGGAAAACCAUGUUGAUGGACUUAUUCUUUGAUCAAUUGCCUUGCACAUGGAAGAAGCAGAGGAUACAUUUCCAUGAUUUCAUGUUAACCGUUCAUAGUCGAUUACAAAAGCACAAGGGUUUAUCAGAUCCACUUGAAGUUGUUGCACAAGAGAUAGCUCAUGAUGCAAUCUUAUUAUGUCUAGAUGAGUUCAUGGUAACUGAUGUUGCAGAUGCUCUGAUACUUAACCGACUCUUUGGACAUCUCUUCAGUAAUGGCAUAAUUCUAGUUGCCACAUCAAAUAGGAAUCCUGAUAAACUCUAUGAAGGAGGACUCCAGAGAGAUCUCUUCCUACCUUUCAUUGCCUCACUAAAGGAAAGGAAUGUGGUUCAUGAGAUUGGCUCAGCCGUUGAUUACCGGAAACUAACUUCGGCUGAGCAAGGAUUCUAUUUUAUCGGUACAGAUCUUUCCACCCUUCUGAAACAGAAGUUCCAAGAACUUAUUGGAGGCAACGUUGUUGCGCGUCCACAGGUAGUUGAAGUGGUCAUGGGAAGAAAGUUACAGGUUUCAUUAGGUGCUAAUGGAUGUGCGUACUUCCCUUUUGAAGAGUUAUGCGACCGACCUCUUGGAGCUGCUGAUUACUUCGGAUUGUUCAAGAAGUUUCAUACACUUGCAUUGGAAGGAGUACCUGUCUUUGGGCUUCAUAACCGGACUGCUGCUUAUAGAUUCGUCACGCUAGUCGAUGUGAUGUAUGAGAACAGAGCGAGGCUGUUGUGUACAGCUGAAGCAACUCCUCAAGAACUCUUGGAAAAGAUUGUGACAAUCUCUGAUGCGAAAUCAAUGUCUCCGAGAACGUCGUCGAGGUCAAGAAAGAACGAUGUCUCUGAGCUAUGCGUGGACAACGAGUUAGGUUUUGCCAAAGAUAGAACCAUCAGUAGGUUAACAGAAAUGAACAGCAAAGAGUACUUGGAGCAGCAUGCCAUAACACACAAUCUGUAACACACAAAAGACGUACAAGUUUUCAAGGGAUUCAAUAGUGACUACUUGUAUUUUCUGUAUCAUGUGAGAACGUUAUCCAUUGUUGUAAGUUGUAACAUUGAAUUUUGAAUUUACAGCUAUACUAAAAUCCAAAAAGAUUGCUCAUCAUUUCA
This is a messenger RNA of Brassica oleracea var. oleracea, 1964 nucleotides long. RefSeq names its product lactation elevated protein 1. Gene Ontology annotation, cellular component: mitochondrion; cytoplasm; chloroplast. Gene Ontology annotation, molecular function: ATP binding; ATP hydrolysis activity. Bases 313 to 1812 code for a protein of 499 amino acids. The transcript is spliced from 15 exons. The record is from RefSeq and is a predicted model, not a curated record. Lineage: Eukaryota; Viridiplantae; Streptophyta; Magnoliopsida; Brassicales; Brassicaceae.